UUGCAGCAACACCAUUUCUCGCAGCAGUUGUUGAAAACUUGUUUACUUGCUUGUGCUGUGGGAAAUUCUAUGUUCCACCCAAGUGUCCACAGUAUUAGAGAUAAAUCAGUUCAAGAUAACCUUAAUGAUCUUGAUGUCCUGUAAGUCAACACCUGAAAAAUGCUGAAAAAAGCUCACAAUGACUAUAAAAGGUGCAAUGUCUAACUGUUUAAAAAUUCCGUGAGAUUACUUGUAAAUAAAUAUAUGUUUAUUUUCUUGAGAUAAAAAAGUUUCAUUAAGAGUAUUUUUAUUUUCUCAUUUCUAUCAUUUGCACAUUGUUCUGUCAUUAUUUAAGAGUUUGCUUUUGACAUAAAAUCUACUAAAACAAGGUCCAGUUAACUAAGUUGAUUUUAUGUAUUCAUUGAUCCCAUACCAUUUAAGCAACGCAGUUUGCAUGCUUACUAUGUUUUACAAAAAGACAGUAUCAACUCAGAACAUCAGUUCUACCUCGUCACAUGAGAAGCAUAAGCAUGCUAGCUAGUUAACUGCAUGAGAGCUUUCUUGUUGAUCACCACGGUGUUAAGACUGUUUUGCUAUUCUCACUGAAUAAUGAAUUAACGCAUCGCCAAACGACCAGUAAAAUACUCCGCCGUCCUUUGGGACGCAACAAUGCACUGCGGGCUCCCCUGAUAAAUAGAAUACACCACGUGGCUUUGAUUUCACUGUGUCACAGCGCCGACCGCCGAGACGACUUAUCGAGGUUCGCUUGUAUCGGUUUGUCAACCAACACCAGCCCGCCUUCGUUUCCUUGUACUUUCCGCUAGCGUCAAACCGUCUUUUCUUCGACUACAUGGCGGAACCAGCCGGAGAAUUACCGCCCUUACCUCCGGUGGCGGCAGAACCGCCUGCUAACCCAGAACAUCCCGCAGAACCUCCUGCAGGACCUCUCGCAGAAGCUCUCGCAGAACCGGCGGCGCAACCCGCGGCUGCUAAUCAGGUAAUUUCUAGUUCUGGUGCUUUUCGUUCGCUUUUAGCUUUAGCUGCCGUUUGUGCGCAUUUCGUGUUUUUUCUCCAACGUUUCUAGUACUUUGUUUAGCAUAUUUAAUGUUCCACGUGUCUCUAGGGCAUAUUUUUGUUUUUCUCUUCACUUUUGUUAGCGUUGUUCGUAUAUGUAUUUCAUUUUACUCGGUCCUUUUGUUUCGGCUUGUUUGUGUCUCAUUUGGCUCCGGGAGCCGAUUUUUUGUUUGGGACGAAAUAUUUUUGUUUUGUAUGUUCGGUUUUGUCCAAGACACGAGUUAUUGCGUUUGCUGUCCGGGACCGCUCGGCUCUGGGGUCGGCUUUCAUUUCGGAACGAAUUGCUUUAUAUACGGUCCGGGACCGUUCGGCUCCGGGAGCCGGGUUUUUGUUUAAACCAAGUAUUUGGUGUAUGCGGUCCGGGACCCUUUAGCUCCGGAAGCCGGGUUUUGUUCAAAACCAAGUAUUUAGUGUAUGCGGUCCGGGACCGCUCGGCUCUGGAGCCGGCUUUCUUUUCGGAACGAAUUGUUUUAUAUACGGUCCGGGACUGUUCGGCUCCGGGAGCCGGGUUUUGUUUAAAACCACGUAUUUAGUGUAUGCGGUCCGGGAACGUUUGGCUCUGGGAGCCUGUUCUUUAUUUAGAAAGAAUUUUUGUUGGUCGGCUCAGGGAGCCGGUUCUUUUCUUUGUUUGGAGUGAGAUAUUAUCGUGUAUGCGGUCCGGACCGCCCGCCCGGGAGCCGUUUUGUUUGGGGUGACAUGUUUAUUGUGUUUGCGGGCUAGGUCCGCUCGGCUCCGGGCGCCUGUAUUGGUCAUAUAUGCGGUCCGGGACCGUUUUGCUCUGGCAGCCGGUUUUAUUUGCCAAUGAUUAUUGUUAUACGGCCUAACCGUCCAUUUUGGAUCUAGCAUAUCCUCGUUUCGGGAUCUUUCGGUUCUGCCUUGGGACCGAAAUUAAUAACAUAUAAAUGUUUUACAGACGUUAAUAUAUACUUCAUAUUUUGCGUCACUCUUAGGCGGACGAUCGAAUUAAGCUUCUUGAAGACAAAUUGAAAGCUUUGGAGGAGAAGCAGGGUGUUGACGUGGUCACCACUGCUCUUACCUCUGUUCGCAACGCUCUUCAGAAGCCGGAAGCUGUUUAUGACCCUUGGGAGGCUUCUGCUCACGUCGAGGCCCUGGUACGGGCAGCCAGGUCGUCCGCCCACGAAAAGGCAGACUAUUACGCGGCCAUUUUGGAUGAAUUAAAAGGAAGAUCUAAUGCCCUCUCCCCCUCUGCCCAUAAACGGCUGCUCAUGGGCCUCUUAGGCGAUCCGGUUAGAGCCAAGGUUGCAAAGGAGUCCUCUGCGCUUCGCAAGACUAUCCAGCGUGAAGAGCCUGGGUUUCAAGGUCGUAAUAGUACUCGCCAGUUUAGGCGCCAACGCCCUUAUGUCUACAGUUCGGUUAAUUGUUACAGAUGUGGUCUACCAGGGCAUUUCGCCAGAGAUUGUGGCCGCGGAAAUUCUAGGCGUUAGCAUCAUGUAAAUAUUGUAAGGGUAUGGGAUAUGUUUUUUCCUAUAUUAUCCUUGUUUAUUGGCUGGAAUAAAGAUUUUUUCCCCUAGUUAUUAGCGUCCUAGUUUUUUUUUUUUUUUUUUUUUUUUUUUCCCCUGGUUUUCGCCUCAUUUCUUCGUUGACCCUGGGGGGCCUUCUCAGCGCCUUUAUUCUGGUCUAUGAUCAGAGCUGGGGUCAGCGAAGGAUAGGGGAUCCCACCUUCUUUUCUUCCUCUUCUUAUUUUUGUAUUUUUCGUUCUCCGUUUUCCCAGGAUUUCGCGGUUGCACUACGGGCAAUCCUUGCGCUCCCGAGCCGUGGCGUCAAAUGGUGUGACAUAAACGGGGAACCCUUAUCCUUCGUUGACCCCACCGUGCCGGGCGGAGCUUGUUAGUAAAGAUCCAUCCCUUGCAGACCUGGCCCAAUUGCGUUUUAGACACCCAGAUUAUUUCCAAGCGGGCAGCUUACAUAAUCAUGUUGACUUCUGGGAGGAUCUCUUUUCUUCAGCCGGUUACACUUGUCCUCAAGUUGAUUUGCUACAGAUAAUCCGAGAGGGAGUGAGGGUCGAUAGUUUCUUCCGUCAUUUCAAGGGCAACUUCAAAGGGAAAAGUUAUGAUUCCGCUGUACCGCCGAUUUCUAUUUUCCCGAACUCUCCUUGUUGCCAUCAAUUUACCGAUUUCAUUGACACUACAGUCUUAGCCUGGGUCUCUCAGGGUGUUAUCAAAGUCUCACGGCAAGAUUGGCGAAUGCUCUCCUCCUCAUUUAGUCCUCCCUUGACAGUCGAACCAUCUAAGCCGCGUUUAUGCCACGACGGCGCUUUCUUAAUUUAUGGAUUCAAGAUCUCCCUUUCAAGUUAGACCACCUCCCAGACCUGCCUCGUUAUGUCCUCCCAGGGCAUUUCCAGACAACAUUUGAUGAUAAGAAUGGAUACCAACACCUCAAGAUUCACCCGGACUCCCAGGAAUUCUUCAGUUUUUCCUGGAGGGGCUUUUAUUUUUCUUUCUGCACCUUACCUUUCGGGUGGAAAGCAAGUGCCUUUUUAUAUCAUAACGUUGGCCUUGUCGUCACCAGUGCUGCGCGGUCUUUGGGCGUACCUGUUUCGCAGUAUAUUGAUGACAGGCAUGUGGGCCAGUUAUUCCUAUCCGGUCCACUGGUUUGCCAGCCUAGUCGCCAACUCGCACGAGCAGCAGCCUUUUAUUUUGUUAUUCCUUUUGAUCUCAGCGGGGUAUUUUGUUAACCUUGCAAAGAGCUCUCCACAGCCAUCCACUUUUGUUAAAUUCCUGGGUUUCAUCUCCGAUUCUGUCUUGCAAGCUUUUUUAGUCCCACUGGAUAAAAGGAGAAAUUUAAAGCGUUAUGUGACAAACUCCUGGAAUCAUCUUUUGCGCCCGUAAAGAGCUUGCAGCGUUUCCGCGGGAAAGGCGCUAUCGUUUAGUCUCGCAAUCCCGGCUUGUAAGCUGUAUGUGGGGGAGGUAUUCAAGGCUAUCAGCGCUGUUGCCAAGAAUUGAAGCUCUGGUUCCAAUCCUAGGACCUUUGCGACAGGAACUUCAGGAAUGGAUUUUCUUGGACAAUUGGUCUGGUCACUUACCUUGGCGGUCGGAACAUCAUCUCUCUGUCACAAUGUUCAGUGACGCCUCCCAGAGGGCCUGGGGAGCAGUCUUGGUUAAAGAUGGCCUACGCCAGCAAAUACGAGAUUAUUGGAUCGACCUUGAAGGUGAUAUCAAUACCCUUGAGGCCAGGGCUUUAUGUAACGCUUUGAGCUCCUUUUUCCCUUCUAUCAGAAACGCAAGAAUCGAUGUGUGGACGGACAACGCGACUCUCCGAGCAGCCUGGGAAAAUGGCGGUUGUAGGAGUUCUCUGGUGAAUCAGGAGUUGAAAAAAAUAGAAGAAAUGUCUCGAGCAGGAAACUUUGUUUUGCAUUUGAAAUAUGUCCCAUCGAGUGAAAACAUUGCUGACGCGCCCUCCCGUGCUCUGACUGACAUUGAUUGUUCCUUGUCCGAGGAGGUGGGCCCCAAGUUCAAGCGGGUUUGGACCACACACAUUUGACUUGAUGUCUUUGGACAGCAACUGUCGCAGAGGAAGGGAUGGGAGCUUUUUGCCUCAUUACUCGCCUUGGCCGACUCCGUAUUCUCUGGGCGUUAAUGUUUUCGCACAACCGAUACCAAUCGAACAUAAAGUCUAUGUCUUUCCCCCUUUCGUUCUCGUGGGACCGUUGCUGCGGUACUUUUUUGAUCAACGCCAGCGUUUCGCUUUUACCAUCGUUGUCCCUCGUUUCCGCCCGCAUGGCUAUUGGUGGGCAAUACUCCAAGCAAUGGCAGUAGAUUCUUUUCUUCUUGGGCGGAAAGGUGACCCAGCCGUGUUGCUUUUCCCUUCCCGCACCUCCCCCGAUUUCAUUGCUAGGCCCUUGCCUUGGGAUCUGUGGGUUUUUCGUUGUGUCUGCUCCUGGUAAGCUAGGUAUUUAUGCUUGUCUCUAUAGAUCGAACGCCCAUGGAAGCCUGCCUGCCGAUGUCCCGCCUGCCUGCCGAUGUCCCGCCUGCUCUUAUCCAAACGACAGUGACGCGAACUUUUACCAGGCCUGCGGUAAACCCCUGUCGCGUGAGCCACCGCAAGGGACCCGUCCACAUGCGGACAUGCCUUUGAUCAACAAGCGCUUUACAGAGUUCCAAGCAUCGUAUAGGAGCAAACCUUAUGAACGGCAAAAGGACUCUUUAGAAGUUCAGCUGUCGAGUUUCUUGUGCUCUCUUGUACCCCGAAGAAAGUUUCUGCUGCAACCGCGAAGACAUCGUAAAGUUUUUGAUUAGCAAGGAUGCUGCGGAAAACAGAAACUCCAUGUGCGCUCUUGCUCUAGUAAGACCUGUAGUUGCCCUAAGCGUCUAGCGGCGGAACUGUCGAUUCAUAUAUAGGGAAACUUAGAGCGAUUUUCAAUAGGUUAGGCCGUACAGGGUUUUCUAACCCGUUGGUACAUCCUUGUGUUAAGGAAUAUCUUAAGUUUGUAAGAGAGGAGCAAGCCCAGCAACCUUUGCCCCCUCGUCAGGCUGUCCCUUUGUUCUAUGACAAAUUCACCCGUUUAAUUGCCUAUCUUCGCGGGCUUAUUGCCGAAGGCUUUGCGCUUUCUCCUCUCAAUAGAUACCUCCUGGUCAGGGAUAUAACAUUCUUUGUUAUUGACUUUUACACUGGUGAUAGAGCAUCGGAUUUGGGCCGUUUGAAGGCAGAUCAGCUUUUUCGCCUUAAGGAUAGGGAGGGGUUCCUUCUCAACUUUACGUUUAGUAAAACGAGGCGUGCAGGUCAGUUUCGCCCUUUUGCUCUGUUACGUAUUCCAAAUGUACCUGUCUGCCCGGUUUUUGGUUGAACUAUUAUAUUGCCGCGUGUGGGGCAUUAGGUGUCCCUCUUCAUGGUGAGUACCUCUUUAGGUCUUGGAGCAUAAAAAGUUUGUGUCACAUCGUCCGUUCGGAGGGUCAGCCGUAUCUGCACGGCUCCAAAAGUAUCUUAAGGCUGCCAACAUUAAUGACGGAGAGACCCCUCACAGCUUUUCGUGUAGGAAUUUCAUACACCCUCAAGGGUUUGGGAUGUACUCGGAGCAGAUUGCUCAGUACGUGGGUUGGCGGAGCACAGAAAUGGCUUUGUAUUACACGCGCCGCUCCAGUGCUUCUGCUUCGUUGCAGUUGUUAGAACGGGUUACGCUCAAUCUUACUUCUACGAGCUCUCCGCCCACCCUGCAACUUUCCCACCAAGGAAAUUUGCAGAGAAUUUCGUAUAGUUGAAUUAAUACAUCUUUCAUGACUAAGGGACAUUCAUCCCAGUACUCUCCGGUGGUUAUUAGUUUGUUGUCAGUUAAUAAAUCUUUAUUGAGUCAUGGAGUAUUGGGUGUUGAGUGUUGGGUAUUGAAAUUAUAAGGUCGAUGUGUUUUGGGGGGAGGGUCGGAGACCUAGGUUAUAGCAGGCUGCCUCAGGGAAUGGCAAGGAGCGGAUCUCUCUCCCAUAACUUAGUUUCGCGAUGUGUUAAGUGGUAGACAGUGAGGAUAUAGUACUAUUCUCACUGAAUAAUGAAUUAACGCAUCACCAAACGACCAGUAAAAUACUCCGCCGUCCUUUGGGACGCAUCAAUGCACUGCGGGCUCCCCUGAUAAAUAGAAUACACCACGUGGCUUUGAUUUCACUGUGUCACAGCGCCGACCGCCGAGACGACUUAUCAAGGUUCGCCCCACCCUCCUCCCCUGGUGUUGGUUGACAACUCCUCACAUAUCGUGAUCUAUUCUUGCUGUCUACCUCUUUCCACAACAAUCCGCGGAUCUCUCUCCCAUAACUUAGUUUCGCGAUGUGUUAAGUGGUAGACAGUGAGGAUAUAGUACUAUCCACCACAUUAUUUCCUCUUGCUAAUGCCUUCUACCCAUCAGUACACAUUAGGAAAACUUGGCACAAGCCUGCCUCUUUGUAUUGUUAUAAUCAGCUAACCUCUUUUCACUUUCAGGCAACUCCAUGAAGUCCAGCACAACAGAACCUUCAGCAUGUGCAGUUUAUUCUCACAAAUAAGAGAUGAGAAAGGGCCGCCCAUCAGCAAAACAUUGGCCGAAAUGGACAAGAAAUGUUGGGGCAAGAACCAUGACCAAGAAAAUAUUUCAAAUUUCUUGGCAAAG
Messenger RNA from Porites lobata, 7141 nucleotides. The record is from the annotation of a GenBank genome assembly. Lineage: Eukaryota; Metazoa; Cnidaria; Anthozoa; Scleractinia; Poritidae.